Molecule: messenger RNA, 3561 nt
Organism: Neocloeon triangulifer
Lineage: Eukaryota; Metazoa; Arthropoda; Insecta; Ephemeroptera; Baetidae
Gene: slgA
Product: proline dehydrogenase 1, mitochondrial
Exons: 12
Coding region: 219-2075 (618 amino acids)
Cellular component (GO): mitochondrion
Molecular function (GO): FAD binding; proline dehydrogenase activity
Source: RefSeq, a predicted model, not a curated record
CCCUCCCUUGCCACCCCGUCGAGACUCGUUUGGAGUGAGGAAAAUAACCCACGAGCUUGUCUCUUUCAUUGACGAGGCAGUUGGGACACUUGAGUCGUUGGUAUUGUGUGCGUCCGGUCAAGAGCAGUCGCCGCCGCACGGAAUUCCUGCAUUGCUCAAACAGCGAUUUAUACGAGCGAGCAAAACUUCCAUUCACAACACCGGUGCUUUCCUGUUCAAUGGCGUACUUGCGGAUCGUUUCGCAGCGAAUUUGCACGACAAGGAAACUCGCGUCCAACUCGCCCUUGGUGCAGUUUGUGCCGAGCACCUUCAAGUCGACGCACGCCAUCAAUGUAGAGGCUGCGAUCAACCCCAAGUCGGACGAGAACAGCAACCCGCCGCGCGACCCCCUCGACCAAAACUUCACCGAUUGCCAGGCCGCAUUCAAGAGCAAAACGACAUGGGAAAUCCUCAGGGCCUACAUUGUCUACACGCUCUGCUCCUCCACCUACCUGGUCGAGAACAACAUGCAGAUAAUGAAAAUAAGCCAGAAGAUCCUGGGUAACAGGCUGUUCAACUGGUUCAUGAAGGGAACCUUCUACGGCCACUUUGUUGCUGGUGAGGAUCAGGUGACGAUCAAGCCGACCAUCGACAGGUUGCGUUCCUUUGGGGUCAAGUCCAUUCUCGACUACUCGGUGGAGGAGGACAUCAGCACUGAAGAAGCGCAGAGACGAGAAACUGAGAUUCACGAUGGGUCAUGCGUGUCUGAAGCUGGAGAUGACAACUCUCAGGGAACCAUAAAAAGGUACCACAGCCACCAAGAAUUUGCGGACCGACGAUACAAAGUUGACAGCGCUCGAACUUACUUCUAUCUCAACGAGGCCCAGUGCGAAAGGAACAUGGAAAUAUUCAUGAAGUGCUUGGAAGCUGUUUCAGGGACCACUGGUGCCACUGGUAUUACCGCAGUUAAGCUGACGGCCUUAGGAAGACCCCAACUUUUGUUGCAAUUGUCAGAGGUCAUUAUGAGAGCCCGUCGCUACUUCGAAGAGUUGACUGGUCAUCACGGAAGCAUCAUUGGCCAUAACGUUAAGCCCGAAGAUUUAGCAGAGAAAUUCGGCAAAGCCAGGCUGAUCAAUGAUGUGCAAGUCCAGCAUUUCCUAGACAAACUCACCUACGACAAGAAAGGCGUCAUCCAUUUGUUCCCCUGGUCGGGAAUCAUUGACGAAGACGCCCAGCUGAGUGACACUUUUAGACUGCCUGAUCUGAAAACAGGCCGGAUGGUUCGUCUCAUAUCGCAGCUGACCCCUAAAGAAGAGGAAAUGUUCCGCAACAUGAUUCGCCGCAUUGAUACCCUCUGCAGAUUUGCUAAAGAGUUGGACGUCCGCAUCAUGGUAGAUGCUGAGCAGACCUACUUCCAGCCAGCCAUCACCCGAAUCACCCUGGAAAUGAUGAGGAAACACAACAAGGAAAAGGCCAUCAUGUUCAACACAUACCAGUGCUACCUCAAAGAGGCUUUCAACAAUGUCAGCACCGACUUGGAACAGGCAAAGCGACAGAAUUUCUAUUUCGGAGCAAAGCUUGUACGAGGCGCUUACCUAGAGCAGGAACGAGCCAGAGCUGAAGCUCUAGGGUACGAAGACCCGACAAAUCCUUCCUUCGAGGCAACAUCAGAUAUGUACUAUAAGACUUUGAGCGAGUGCUUGAGGCGCAUCAAGGAUGGCAAGUCUAAAGGAGAGGGUAAAAAGAUUGCAAUCAUGGUGGCUAGUCACAAUGAAGACACAGUCCGUUUCACUCUUAAUGCAAUGAAGGAGUAUGGAAUUUCUCCGGAGGACAAAGUCAUUUGCUUUGGACAGUUGCUAGGCAUGUGUGAUUACAUAACCUUCCCACUUGGUCAAUCUGGUUACUCAGUGUACAAAUACAUCCCAUACGGACCGGUGAACGAAGUUCUGCCAUACCUUUCCCGCCGAGCUCAAGAAAACAAGGGCAUUUUGAAGAAGAUCAAGAAAGAAAAGGCACUUCUUUUCAAGGAACUCACAAGGCGAAUGUUGAAGGGUCAGUUGUACUACACACCGAACGGUAAUUACAGGCCCAUCUAAGCGGAAAAAGCAGUAAUGUGAUCCCCCUUUUAACAAGAUGUUAAAAUAAUUAUAAGAAGCUCCUCAUCAGUGUGAUUAAACUACUAGUUAAUUACAAUGUAAACGAGUUCCACAGAACAACACAGUAGUGACAUUGGUGGGAUGAUUGUCGAGUAUUAUCAAAUGUUAACAAAAAUAGUACUUAAAAAAAGAUAUUGCAAAGAGACGAAUGAAGGAAGAGACACGAUGUUGGCCUGUCAUAUCUUGUAAUGUACUUAGCAUAAUCAAUUUAGAAGAAAAAGACACAAAACUCCAUUAUCAACUCUUUUUUUAAAUCCUGGAGAUUGAACUGACAAUUUGAAAGCAUUAUUGCAUGAUCAAAGAGAUUUCUUGCCAACGCCCAUUUUUAAUUUGAAAAGUUUCCAAGCCCCAGCUAUCCUUUGGAAACAAGGAAAUUGAGCUUGCAACUUCCGUUAAAUUUCAACAAUUUGCAGAUGGAUGUUGAAAUGUUGUAAUUUCUUUAUUAUUGUAACUUAAAAUAACAGUAUUAUCAUUUCUGAUUCAUAAACAGGGCGUGCUUGUCAACACAGAUCUCUGAUUUCUUGAUGUACGAAUCUCUUGAUCAUUUUUGCCAAGAGGCCUACACAGAAAAUCCCUCAACCGGGAAAAACUGGAAGCUCGCGCAGAGAAAACAUUAAGUACUUAUCGAAGUAUAUAAUAUUUUGAGAGAGAGAAAAAGAAAUACUAUAUUUUUGUGCUGAAUCUCGUGGUAUGAUUGGCACACUGAAAAGUAUUAUUUUGAAGCGAAUUCUUUUUUGAAUUUUCAGUCAUGUUAUUUAUUUCUCUUUAUAGAAAACAAAACAUUUUAAGCUAAAAAUAUUAGUUUUAAGUCUUGGACUAGAUCAUUAAUUCUUGCUAGCUGAACACGCAACACAAUAGAGAAAUAAACUCACUUCAAGUGCUAAAAUCAUUCCUCUGUUGAACAAGUGUGUUUUGGGGUUGCCUUGUGCUAUUCGUCAAAAUCAGAAUUAACUUUUAAACUAGGGUUAAGCAGAAAUUUUUAAGUAUCGAAUUAACAACUAUUCUUGCCAAUGGAAAGUCAUUUUACUCUAUAUACGUACUUAUUUUAUAAUUUUUAAAUUUCACGUACUUGUAUAAUUGAGAGGCAACCCUGACCAAACUCUGAAUUUUGCCGUACAUUCAUAAAACAGUGCCCUGGACAUUUAACAUAAUUCUCUUUCCUGCCAGCCAACUAGUCGAAUUUCUGUAUCCAAAAAGCAAAUCCCCCAAGUGCAUUUCAUUAAUUUUUUGUAACAAUCCUUGCAUUUAGAUUGUUAAACUUGUGAGUUAUUCAAAUGAAGUGCUGUACUCGAGAGAAUUAUCAUUUUGUCUAAAAGCAGGGUGUGAUUUGUGUUUUUAUUCAUUAACAAAAUUGUACACACAAUUAAAGGAUCCGUCAUGUAAUGGUAAUGAAGAAUAAGAGUGAUAUGUCCGAGACAAUAAAAAU